AUGGAAGAUAUCAAUAAUAUAAAUACUGAAGAUUUUAUUUCGGAAAUUGAAUUACGUCCAGCUAUUUGGGAAUUAUCCAGUGAUGAUUAUACAAAUAAAAUUACCAAGAAGAACGCUUGGGAAGAAGUUAUUAGGAAAUUCUGUCCAGAAUUUGAAAGAAAGUCUAAUGCAGAAAAAAAUAAUAUUGCCUUACGUUUCCAAAGAAAAUGGAAGAGUUUGCGAGACUGUUAUUCUAGAGAAUUAUUAAAAAUGAAAAAGGAAAAAUCAGGUUCGGGGACCCCUGCUAAUCGAAAGCAGUAUAUGUAUUAUAACAAAUUGAGCUUUUUACAAACUGUUGUAAAACCGAUGUCAGGCGUAAUAGAAAAUGUAGAUAAUAUGACGAUGUUGGUGAAGAAAGAACCAGAAAGACAAGGAGAAAUGGAAGCUAGUCUAAAAUCACGUUCUCGAAAUAAAAGAAAUAUAUCUGAUAUGAAACAGUUGGAGGAAGAUAAGCUUUUCGUAAGCGUAGCUGAAAAAUUAAUGAGAGGAAAGAGUCAAGAAACUAUGGAAAAGGAUGAGGACACAUUAUUUGUCUUGUCGUUAGUACCUGAGUUAAAAAAGAUUCCAGAUGAUAUCAAGCUCGAUGUUAAAUGUGAACUAUUAAAUGUUUUUAAGAAAGCUAGAUUAAGUCAAAGCUUUCCCUCUUCUGCGUCAUCACCCUCAACGUGUUCGAUUCCUUCUUUAAAUUUUCCAUUUACUAAUCAAUGCCAAUUUACGCAAGGCUAUAAACAAAGUAAUCAAUCCAAUGUAAAUAGAUCCACUACUCAUACACAAACAGCAACAUAUUCGUAUCCGCAAACGCAAAGUCCACUUUCAUCUUCGGUACACACAACGCCUUCUCCAACAUCAUCACAACUUUCACAUUCUUCGCAGAAUUCAUAUAUUGACUUUACCGAUAACAUGUAGUUCAAUAUAAAUAUCCAAGAUUUAUGUAUAAUUAUAUUUUAUAUCUUACAAUUGGAAGGAGUAAUUUUGAAUUUUAAGAGAAAUAAAAUCUUCUAAACUCUAAAGCUAGUUUUGACUAUAAAGAAAAUCUGUUAGAUAUAUCUGUAUUUUUUGGUAUAACGAUUUGUCAAAUCUUUUGAAUAUUUGGAUGUUGAAAAAAGAAGUAUCAUUAUUUUCUCACAAGCUAUUAUAUUUUAUAUUUUAUACAUGUAGCUCUUAUAUACAAAAUCAGUUUCAUAAAAUUUUUAUAGGCUAAUCGUGGCUCACUUAAUACCGUAUAUAAAUCUAAGGGUGGCGUUAGCGUCGACAGAUAUAUAUUCAUCUUUCGUUGAAAGAAUGUGUGACUUCAGCGACAAGAUGGGCAAAAUAUGAAAUAGAAGCGUAAUAGAGAAACACUGCCCCCACUAUGCGUUCAUCUUAUCGGUAUAUAAGCUUCUUUGAGGUUACAUACCUCUUCUAUUUGACCUAAUAAUCGAGUUAGUAGAGUUAGAGUAUUAGUGUAGUAGGAUGAAUUAUGAGGUAAAUUUUUUACUCUCAUAUUUAUAUCUUUUUUAUGUUAAUAAUGUAAUUUUUGCAAUAAUUUACAUUAGAGCAGCAUCGAUACAAUUUUGAUUU
Vespula vulgaris is the source of this 1599-nucleotide messenger RNA. RefSeq lists its product as uncharacterized. Lineage: Eukaryota; Metazoa; Arthropoda; Insecta; Hymenoptera; Vespidae. The record is from RefSeq and is a predicted model, not a curated record. The coding region runs from base 1 to 945 and encodes 314 amino acids. Gene Ontology annotation, cellular component: nucleus; transcription regulator complex. The transcript is spliced from 2 exons. Gene Ontology annotation, biological process: regulation of transcription by RNA polymerase II. Gene Ontology annotation, molecular function: DNA binding.